Messenger RNA from Peniophora sp. CBMAI 1063, 297 nucleotides. Lineage: Eukaryota; Fungi; Basidiomycota; Agaricomycetes; Russulales; Peniophoraceae. The record is from the annotation of a GenBank genome assembly.
AUGCGCAAGGAGCUUUGCGCAUGGCGCGCACCGAAGACUCUAUCGUCGGCCUCGCGCCCACCGAUAUCAAGUGUCUAUGGCCGCUCACUACGCCAGCAGACGGGAGCUCGCUUUGUUGGGCACUUCGACCGGCUCUUCACAGUUCUCGUAUCGGACGCCGACGAUGUCAACUCGUCUCCGCUUAUCAGCUACGGCGACGCUCAAGACCCCGCGUCCAUCCUCUCAGCCUUCCACCCGCCGGUCCCUUCAGCCUUCCGCCCGCCCGUCGCUUCAGUCUUCUGCCGUGAGUCUGUCUAG